CGGGUAUUGUACAUAAACAAUCCCGCGUGCGUGGGAAAGGUCUCUGCGACUUUAUAGUAUUGUACGUAUCAUAUAUAAUGUAAUAUGACGAGCCGUAUACUGUGUUUGCAUGUUUUGCGUGCCACCGUCUUGCGGUGUAUAUAUUACUGUGUUUGAGCGCAUGACUAUGUCAAAACAUGCAAUAUAACCACGGCGCACUUCAAGAGCAAUUGCAUGACAGCGACGUUUCCGAACUACAGCAUAGAGAUCGACAUCAUAAAUCUACAGCACACGAUUCUGUUCAAGACGUUGUCAACGGCGGCGGCGGCGGUCCCGGCUUGCGGCACACAAGAGAAGUGGGGUGGGGCGACCCAGGGGCCGGCAGGGGAGGACAAAGAAACGAUCGUGACUUCGACAGGUUAAGAACUGCGUGUUUGAAAAGAAAUGUAUUAUACCAGGACCAGGAGUUUUUGCCGUGCGAUACAUCAUUGUACUACAGUCGCAGGCCGCCGUAUCAGUUUGAAUGGAAAAGACCAUGGGAAAUUGCUAAGCUGUUCCAAGCCAGGCCUGGCUUCUUUGUUGGAGGUAUCGAAAGGUUUGAUGUCAUACAAGGCAGUCUCGGAGACUGCUGGUUGGUUGCUGCCAUCGCCUGCUUGACAGAUCCUGAUUAUCGGGAACUCUUCUUCAAGGUUGUCCCUGACAACCAGAGUUUUGAAGAUGGAUGGUAUACUGGGAUAUUUCAUUUUAACUUUUGGCACUUUGGAAAAUGGCAGGAAGUCAUCAUUGAUGAUCUGUUGCCAACAUACAGAGGUUACCUCCGGUUCAUGCAUUCAAAACAGCAGUUUGAAUACUGGCCAGCGUUACUGGAGAAAGCAUACGCAAAACUGUAUGGAUCGUACGAAGCCCUAAAAGGUGGUUUGAUGACAGACUCACUAACGGACCUCACAGGUGGACUGACAGAAUCCUACUACCUGAGAGGAAAGAAUACCAAUGUCCCACGCAAUAUCGUCAAUAUUCUCUUCAAGGCUUUAGACAGACAGUCUCUUAUUGGAUGUGCAAUAAAUCCUCUUGAUCCACAGUCUGGUGUACAGGAAUCAAAACUGAAAAAUGGACUUGUAGCUGGUCACGCAUACAGUGUAACUGAUCUAAGAGAGAUUCAGAUGAAGUCUGACCAUGGUCAAGGUCACAUCACACUGAUUCGAGUUCGCAAUCCAUGGGGAAACAAAAUUGAGUGGAAUGGACCGUGGAGCGACAGAUCCGCUGAAUGGCUGAGUAUUCCAGUACAUUUACGACAGAGUAUGGGCCUCAUUCAGAGAGAUAAUGGGGAGUUCUGGAUGGACUUCCGUGAUUUCCUUCAAAACUUUGAUGUUCUGGACAUCUGUAACCUCUCGCCCAACACAAUGGCAGACAUGCCUCGUCAGUGGCACGUGGUCGAGCAUCAUGGGAAAUGGCAGAAAGGAUUCAACGCUGGAGGACAACCAUCCAGAUCAGACACCCAUUGGAGUAACCCUCAGUAUUUUGUUAGUCUCCAGGACACUGAUGAAGAUGAUGACAAUCACUGCAGUUUUAUCAUUCAGCUCAUGCAGAAAGACAGACGCAAAAUCAAACAGAAAUCAAAACAAUUUCUACAUAUUGGAUUUAUCAUUUACAAGUAUUCCAGAUCUUACUCCAUGCCACUGGGGAGAGACUUCUUUGACUACAAUCGUUCUGUUGCUAGUUGUGAUGCAUUCACCAAUUCACGCCAGGUUGUCAAGCGACUUGCCAUGAAGCCCGGAGAGUAUGUAGUCAUACCGUGUACGUACGAGGCUGAGCAGGAAGCUGACUUCUACAUCAGGUUCUUCUUUGAGAAGGGAAAUGUUGCUGAGUACUGUGAUGAGAAGCCAACGAGAGUGGACAUCCCACUUCCUGAGCCAUCCAAUGAGUACAAGGAGCAACAAGAAAGGUUCAAACAAUUCUUCUACAGAGUGGCUGGAGAGGAUAUGGAAGUGAAUCCAUUUGAGUUAAAAAUUGCCAUUGAUGAAGCACUGCAAAAAGAGCCUCUUCACAAAGACAUCAGCAUUGAUGCCUGUAAGAGUUUUGUUAACCUGAUGGAUGUAGAUAACUCUGGAAAGCUGGGCUACACAGAAUUUUCCUACCUUUGGAACCACCUCAGGAGCUGGAAGAAAGUGUUUUAUCAGUUUGAUAAGAAUCAGUCUGGAAAGAUGAAUUCGUAUGAACUACAGAAGGCAAUUCCAGCUGCAGGAUUUAAAGUAAACCACAGUGCCAUGGCAGCACUCAUUUUCAGAUUUGCUGAUCAAAGUCAACACAUUGAUCUCGACAACUUCCUCAUCUGUAUGGCAAAACUGAUGAAACUUUUCAAUGUAUUCAAGGAACACCAGCAAAAAGACCAGGCUGUAUUUUCCCUUCAGCAGUAUUUGGAAACAUCUCUUUAUGUUGGUUAAUAGACUGUCUUGGAAUAAAUUUACAAAUUUGGUGUUGUAAAGACCGACUUGAAAAACUUAGAAGAAUGGUUCCUGUAAUAUAAUUUGUUUUUGCUUAUUUAGUAUAAACGAAACAUUGAUGAAUUGGUAAUGUGCUUAAUUAGAUACAUAUAGAAUAUUACACGUGUUUUCUCUACAUAUAAUUUUUAUAAAAUGAGUGAACUUCCUAUGAUGGUAUCUGAUCGAAUAAACACGAGGUCAGAUGCCAUGAGAAGUUAACGAGUUUCAUAAAAAUUAUAUCUAGCGAAAAUGAGUGUGGUAUUUUAUUUAUUACCCACCCACCUUCUAAUAAUGUAAAAUUGGACAAUCACUUGGUGGUGCAUUUGAAGUGUGUACCAUACACCAAGACAUUCAUCAGUUGGAUAAUAAAGAGUGAUAUUCUUAAUUACUAGAAGAAAGGAAAGCAAUUAUAAGCACAGUGUUUAUCAGUUGUUAAGUCUUAUGUUUUGAACAGUAAAAUCUACUCCUGUCUUGUGGUUUAUUCCUUCUAAUUGCAAGAAUGAAAUAUCUGUGGAUUUUUCCAGAAUUCUGGAUUUUAGUGCUCAUGUCCAGUGUCAUUUCAUCCCUGUAAAAAGCAGCAAAGGAAAUUUGAUAUGCACUUUGCCACAGCCAAGACAUAAUAACUAAAUAAACUCUUACACAGCCACAAAUGUGAGAGAACAUUAGAUUAUAGACACAUAUUUUUCUAACCUUGUUGGUUGUCAAUUUAAAAUUUGAAUAGUUGCACAGUUUUUAGGGUUUGUUUUGUAUUGUUUUUACACUUACCUACAGCAAUCUACUUACACAGACUGGAUUGACAGUGCUAUAAAAAUAUUUCCCCUUCAGAUUUUAAUUUGCUACUUUUUUCUAUGCUGCUGUUUUUUUCAGAAUAAGUAUAAAGUUUGCAGUAUGAUUGUGUGUGUGUGUGUAUAUAUAUAUAUAUAUAUAUAUAUAUAUAUAUAUAUAUAUAUAAUAUAUAUGUUUAUAACAUUUGUAUUGACCAACAAAUCAAAUCAAAUUUAUCAUUAUAGAAGUCACAUUUUGUUACUAAUGCACACAAUCAUUUUUAAUUUGUAGAAACACUAGUAAUUAACUAGCAGAAAGUAGGUAUGUAUAUGUGCACAAUGAUAUAAUGUUAUGCCUGGCUGUCUGCCAGUGUAUCUAUUUAUGUAGUUUACUUUAGACAUGAUUACACAUGAAUGACCACUGAAUUAAAUUUAAUAAGAUUCUAUGAAUUCUAGAAAAUAUUUGUAAUUUAAGUCAAUAUUUUUUAGUGGUCCCUACAAUAUUGGUACAAGACUGUUUGACUAUAAUAGUUAGGAUGUUUGAUAAUGAGGUGUAUUAAGGGAGGGAAUUGAAAAUAUGAAUGUUCAUGGAAAUAAAUUUUAAAAUAUCUUCAGAGUACAGUAUAACUAUUUUCCUUUUCUGAAAUGUUUAACUGAAAGUUGAUAGGUUUUUCUACUUGGUUCUGGUACACCUUUUACGUAACCAUUUCCAAUUAAGUUUUAGACACAUCUGACAAUGUUAUCAGUUCUGAUUUUAUGCCAGAAAUCCUGCCUUAUAAUUUUAUUAAAAACAUCCCUCAGUGUAUUGUCAACAAAAUACUUUACUUGGUUGAAGAAAACUUAAACUGAAAUAUACCAACACCCUUUAACAACUGAAUGAGCUUGCUUGAUAUACUAUAUAUGGAAGACCUUGACAAACAUUCUUGGUGUGAAUCUAUGCAACAUUGCUCAAAGUGUGUAUUUACUGCAAUUAUUGAGGAUUUUAACCAAGAUGCAUUUUUAAAUAAUACUAUUGUAGCUUUGUUAUUGCAUGUAUAUAUACAAUUCAUAAUUUUAUCACACUUUUUAUUUGUUUUUGUAUAAAGUAUUUAAUUAUUUACAUUCUUUUUCUACCACAUUUUAUUUCAAUAGUCAAGAUAUUAUGACAAAAUAUGCACUAUUAAUGCAAAUGAAAACUGUCUCGAAACAAGGGAAUAAUUUAUGUUUAUUAAUAUAAUUCAUAUUUUUAUAUACAAUAAUAGCAUAAAAGAUUGUGUUUUUUAAUUCUGUAAGCAAUAAUUAAAAGGUUUAGUUUUGUGGUUCUAGUAGUCAUAUUUUAUCUUAUUUUAAUAUAUUUUUUUUAAAAAAUCAGUAUAUAUGUAUAUACAUGAGUAUUUGUGUUGUGGGACGGUUUCAGGAGUUAAACCCCAUUCUAACCAGAGCAAAUGUUGGGGUUUUUUAAUAUGUAUUGUAUAAAGUCCCUAAAGGACAGAUACUUUGUUAGAUAUCAUUGAUGCUUAUCAGGUACCACUGUCUAGAACAGUCCUUGCAAAAACAUUCUAGCACAUGUGCCUGAUAAAGUAUUUUAUGUCUGCUGGUUUUGAUGAGGUUACUUAUAACUUGUAAAAUUGUUAAAAGCUACAGAUCAAAAUACCUGUAUUACCGAGCAGAAAUACACAAAAAUUAAGAAGUGUUUAAAUAUUUAUUAACAACUUGAUUUUGUUGUUAAGAUACAUGUAUUUGUAUUUUUCAUAUUGUUAUACUGUUGUGUUGACAUUACAUCACAAAACAAAGAUUUAGUUUUUCAUUGUUGGAUUUUACUUGUAAUAUUUCAAUUCUGUCUUUCAAAAACUGGAAUGAUAUAAAAUCUAAUAUUUUUGUUCUAUUUGUUUUAGAAAAAUAAUAAAUUUUAUAAAACAUU
Molecule: messenger RNA, 5123 nt
Organism: Gigantopelta aegis
Lineage: Eukaryota; Metazoa; Mollusca; Gastropoda; Neomphalida; Peltospiridae
Product: calpain-9-like
Exons: 18
Coding region: 177-2420 (747 amino acids)
Biological process (GO): proteolysis
Cellular component (GO): cytoplasm
Molecular function (GO): calcium-dependent cysteine-type endopeptidase activity; calcium ion binding
Source: RefSeq, a predicted model, not a curated record